GGGUCGGCCCGCCCUGCCAGCCGGCCGCGGGGCUCCCGCUACGCCUGCUUGGUGGGACCGCUGCGCACGCGGCUGCUUCGCUGUCUCCGCUCCGAGCGCCGGCCUGGGCGCCCGCCGCCAGCAUGGAUGCUCGCCGCGUGCCGCAAAAGGAUCCUAGAGGAAAGAAGAACUUGAAGAAAUUCAGAUAUGUGAAGUUGAUUUCCAUGGAAACCUCGUCAUCCUCUGAUGACAGUUGUGACAGCUUUGCUUCUGAUAAUUUUGCAAACACGAAACCUAAAUUCAGGUCAGAUAUCAGUGAAGAACUGGCAAAUGUUUUUUAUGAGGACUCUGAUAAUGAAUCUUUCUGCGGCUUUUCAGAAAGUGAGGUGCAAGAUGUGUUAGACCAUUGUGGAUUUUUACAGAAACCAAGGCCAGAUGUCACUAACGAACUGGCCAGUAUUUUUCAUGCCGACUCUGACGAUGAAUCAUUUUGCGGUUUCUCAGAGAGUGAGAUACAAGAUGGAAUGCGGCUGCAGUCAGUCCCAGAAGGCUGUAGGACUCGCAGCCAGUGCAGACUCUCUGGACCUCUCAGGGUGGCAAUGAAGUUUCCAGCACGAAACACCAGGAGAGCAGCCAGCAAAAAAGCAGAGCCCCCUCAACCCUCAGCUAAUUCUGUGACUGACUCCAGUUCCGAUUCAGAAGAUGAAAGUGGCAUGAACUUUUUGGAGAAAAGGGCUUUAAACAUAAAGCAAAACAAAGCAAUGCUUGCAAAACUCAUGUCAGAAUUAGAAAGCUUCCCUGGCUCAUUCCCUGGAAGACGUUCCCUCCCAGGCCCCAGCUCACCAUCAAAGAGACCCCGAAGGCGGACAUUCCCAGGUGCUGCUUCCAGGAGAAACCCUGAACGGAGAGCUCGUCCUCUUACCAGGUCAAGGUCCCGGGUCCUCGGAUCCCUUAGCGAUUUACCUAUGGAGGAAGAGGAAGAAGAGGAGGAGGAUAAGUACAUGUUGGUGAGAAAGAGAAAGACCAUGGAUGGCUACACAAAUGAAGGUGACACGCCGAGAAUUCGUCGCUCUAGACCCAUGACCCUUCCACAUAUAAUUCGCCCGGUGGAAGAAAUUACAGAGGAAGAGUUGGAGAACAUCUGCAACAACACUCGAGAGAAAAUAUAUAGCCGUUCACUGGGCUCUACUUGUCAUCAGUGCCGCCAGAAAACUAUUGACACCAAAACAAACUGCAGAAACCCAGACUGCUGGGGUGUCCGAGGGCAGUUCUGUGGUCCCUGCCUUCGAAACCGAUACGGUGAAGAGGUCAGGGAUGCUCUGCUGGAUGCGAACUGGCAUUGCCCACCUUGUCGAGGAAUCUGCAACUGCAGUUUCUGUCGGCAGCGAGAUGGACGGUGUGCGACUGGGGUGCUUGUGUAUUUAGCCAAAUACCAUGGCUUUGGGAAUGUACAUGCUUACUUGAAAAGUCUGAAACAGGAAUUUGAAAUGCAAGGAUAAUAUCUGAGAGAUUUGCUGCCUGCCUUCCACUUCUCAAAUCUCUCUUAUUAAAGUUUUCAAGUUUUCAAUUUUGUCAUUGAUUGAAACCUGAAUCAAGAAUCUUGAUGAUCAAUCUGUUUUUUAGGAAACUCAAGUUAAUCCCACUAGACCCAUAUUUCUGGAGCAUCAUGGAAGGUAUAUUGCUAGUUAUACUUUGCCCUUCUGCAGUUUCUCCUCUGCCUCCACCGGGCCCCACCUCAUAGCAUUCCCCUCUAUUUCUAAUGGUCCUCUUCUACUGCUUAGUUUCUGAAUUCUUUUUAAAUGACAAUUUUAUGAAAGUGCAUUUGAUUUAGUUGGCGUUGAAAUAGCUCUGGAAUCAACCCAUCAAACCUAAGCACUUAGAAACACAGUAAUCAUGUUAACUAACUAGAUCUAAUGAAUUUCAGAGGACAGCCCUCUAACUUGUUUACACAAAAGCAAUGGGUAUGAUUUAGUCUUCGUACUAGCUGACAUUUUUAACAUCAAGGCACAAAAGUCUUAAAAUCAUGUUGCAAAGUGGGGAGUAUAUCACCUCAGUUGCCUCUCAUGGGAGUAUUCAAUGAAUAGUGCUUACAUGGUGCUUAUUAUACAACUGAGACUUAGUCGCUGCUAGUUUCUUCCACCGCAAGGUUAAGUGGUGUGUCUGGCUUCUGCAACCAUGAUCCAAAGGUUUGUGGGCAACGUUACGCUUAAAAUUAUUAUAGAAAAGACAUUCUGAGAAAUUAGGAUGGUGAAGCUUCAGGAGCAGGCUAAUUUGAAUUCUUGGUUUAAAAUUUUAGUGUAAUUGUAGUUUGGCCAAGUUUCUUUCAGUUCAUAUGUCAGGUAUUUCAAAUAAAUUCUUGGACCAUUUUGCAUGGAAACGAUAUUAAUAACUAGUCUGUGGUUCUUUGCAGUUCUUGAAGAAAUUAUAAGCUAGGCAUAGGGUUCAUGUUUAGGUUGUAAGCACUUUUAUGACAAUGAGAAGUGCCUUUUGGAGAUGGGUGACUUUGAACGAUUUGUUAACUCGACAUCUGUGCCAAUUUAGCUCCUGGGCAGAUUUCAUCUGUAGGUACUCCCUUGUCUUCUGCAUUAAUCAGAUUGUUUGGUAGAGAUGGAAUCUAAGUGUUUGUGUGUCCAACUUACUUGCAUGUGUAGCUUGUUGCUAUGCCUGUUCAGUGUUUGAUGCAUAAUUGGACCUUGAAUCAUCGAAUGUAAAUACAGCUUUUGGUUUGUAAUGCUUUUAUACAAAGGUUUUUAUUUUAAUAAUAAAACUUUUUGUUCUAA
This is a messenger RNA of Lemur catta (Ring-tailed lemur), 2759 nucleotides long. It is a transcript of the gene CDCA7, whose product is annotated as cell division cycle associated 7. Gene Ontology annotation, biological process: regulation of DNA-templated transcription. The transcript is spliced from 10 exons. The coding region runs from base 123 to 1478 and encodes 451 amino acids. Lineage: Eukaryota; Metazoa; Chordata; Mammalia; Primates; Lemuridae. The record is from RefSeq and is a predicted model, not a curated record. Gene Ontology annotation, cellular component: nucleus.